AUGUCUGACGAGAAAUUGUGCGAUAUUGUGGCAGCUCGAAGAGUCCUGCUUUCCUGCGCACCGUCGAGACCCUCGGCAAUGCCGGCCGACGGAACUGAUCAGCUCCCUUGGAGCGUCAUUGUUCACAAUGCCGGGUCCACAGCAGCUGAGAGCUUCGAGCAGCACAUGCGCUCUGCAUACAGCAAGGCCCAUCUCCACAAGUGUAUCUUGCGCAUUUGCAGGGAAGUUGAUGGUCAAGACUACAUCAUGAAGUCAAAGUUCAGGCGUGAAAUGUUCCGGCGUGUGGAGACAGUUUUGCCUGACCAGCUUGUUCGAGAGUUCGACAGGGUCUUGCAAGAGCUUCUGCAGACACUUGAAGAGACUCUGGCGGCAGCGGUCACCACUGUCAAUGGUGAUGAUGUUCGGAUGCCUUUGCAGCAAUGCCUGCAAAGGCUUCGAAGAGAGCUGAAUGAAGCUGUCCAGGUAGAAGAAAUGGAAAACUUUCGAAAGAAUCUUGCAGCUGUGGGCAUCGUAUUUGUGGCGUCCUUUGGAAUUGCUACUGCUGUGGGAGCAGGAGCUGGACUAGGUCCGUUUGCAGCACCGCUUGCAAUUGGUGGUGCGGCAGCAGGAGGAGUCUGGCUUGGAUCUCAAGCAAUUUGGAGUGAAGACGACGAAAGAGCUCGCUUUGUGGAUGCGCUCGUGGAGGAGAUCUUGCCAACCUUGGACAUUGGAAGGCUGACAAGGCGUGUGAAGAGCCUCCUGAAGAGCCACAUGUCGAGCUUGGAAAAGCUUGUGCAUGACGCCCCCAAGGAUCCCUUACUUGAGUCGCUGUGGACUCCUGUGGAUGGUGACGCGCAGGCUCCAUCUCAGCCGGGAGCCUCAUCCGAGCAUGGCAGUGCACAGGCCGACGUUCCAGAGCAGGCUGCCAAGAAGUACAUACCGUUUAGAAGUGCUGUGUGGCAUGAUCCAAGAAUUGACAACCCCGAGAAUCAGUCUUACUUGGGCUUGCUGCGAGAGACGUAUGCGGACUUGGUGUGCUCCGAUGACUUUAUGCAUGCUGCUGAGGAGGUGAAGAAGAACCCGCUCACAGCGUUCACAAUCAUCACCUCCGGAGCCAAAGCUAAAGACUUGGUGCCUCUGGUUGGCAAGCUUGCCAAUGUCACUGCCAUUCACGUCUUCUGCAGCAACCCGGCCUACCACAAGAAGCAGCCAUGGUUUUUGCAGAACUGUAUGGAGAAGGGAAAGGUUGUGGACAUCUACACCAAUGUUGGCCAGCUUGUGAAUGGUCUGAAAAGGGUGCCGGAAAUGCCUCGCGUGGCAUUCAUCAAUGCAGAGGAGGUGGCUGCAUCUGUUGACGAGGCUAAGCGUGUUUAUUUACAGUCAGAUGUUCAAGACUACGUUGAGCAAACAUCCUUUACUGAAGCAGUUGCCUACUUGUUAAAGUUGCGGGAGAACAAGCACGGCAUACGUGCUGCCAGUGAUGAGGGUGUCCGAUUGGCCAAGAUCUUUGACCCCUCGCAUGGCAAGUUCGAGGAGCUUCUCAAGGUGUACACACAGGAGGACAUACACGUUUAUGAUACCCUAAACUCCGCCCUGCGCGUCAAAGAGCGGACACAGGGGCUGCUCAAGCUGGCCAAGCUUGCAGAAGCCUUCCUUUUCGCAAUGCAGAAGGCAGCUGUAGCGGAGCCGUCCCUGGCUUUCUCAGGAAUGACUUACCGUGCAAUGUGGGUUUCAGAUUCCGAGGUCGCGCAGUAUGAGGCCAGCAAGGACGAUUUCAUCUUCUUCAGAGCAUUCACCUCAACUUCCCGGGACAAGCAAAAGGCUGCAGACUUCGCAGAGCGGAGCUGGUGCAAGAAGGGCAAGCGAGGCAUGAAACUCAUGAUGCGCAUUGAUUGCUCAACUCUUGAUGCAGGAGUGUCGUGUGUCCGCCCAAUGAGCAUCAUGAAGUUUUCAGCGUUCGCGCAUGAGCAGGAGGUUCUCAUUCCGCUUCUUUCAGGCUUCCAGGUGGUGAGCGUGCAGCGCCGCGGCGAGUUUUGGCUGGAGGUACGCUUGAAACUGGCAUUCUUGAUGCCUGAUAUGACGGCAGCUUUCAUCUAUGCAUUCCUCUGA
This is a messenger RNA of Symbiodinium natans, 2088 nucleotides long. The record is from the annotation of a GenBank genome assembly. NCBI's taxonomy places the organism in Eukaryota, Dinophyceae, Suessiales, Symbiodiniaceae.